AAUCCCACCGAUUUUUUCCCCGCUAAAAGAAGAAAAUCCAAUGGUUUGCGCGGGAAAAUUUCGAACUUUCUGAAAUUCCCACCUCCAAAAUUCGUAAAUUUCCUUUUGUUUCUCUCUCUCUGCUAAUCCCAAUUCUCUAUAUAACCCAGUUGUUCUCUCACCCAUGUUUCUGCACAGAACCUGUUCGACGAAAUUCCUUGGUUAGUUUCUUCUUCUAAAGAUGUACGUGGUGAAGCGAGAUGGGCGUCAAGAGGCAGUGCACUUCGACAAGAUCACUGCCCGUUUGAAGAAGCUUAGUUAUGGCCUUAGUAGUGACCACUGUGAUCCAGUUUUGGUGUCCCAGAAGGUCUGUGCUGGCGUUUACAAGGGCGUUACUACUAGCCAACUCGAUGAAUUGGCCGCCGAAACUGCCGCUGCUAUGACCGCCAACCAUCCGGACUAUGCAUCCUUGGCUGCAAGAAUUGCUGUUUCGAAUUUGCACAAGAACACAAAAAAGUCAUUUUCAGAAACUAUCAGAGAUAUGUACAACCAUGUCAGUGAAAGAUCAGGACAAAAGGCUUCUCUCAUUGCUGACGAUGUUUAUGAAGUAAUCAUGAAGAAUGCUGCUCGUUUGGAUAGUGAGAUCAUAUACGACCGUGACUUUGAUUAUGAUUUCUUUGGUUUCAAAACUCUGGAAAGAUCAUACCUCUUGAAAGUUCAGGGGAAGGUGGUGGAAAGGCCACAACACAUGUUAAUGAGGGUUGCUGUUGGUAUUCACAAGGAUGAUGUUGAUUCUGCUAUCAAAACAUACCACACUAUGUCUCAACGCUGGUUUACUCAUGCUUCUCCCACCCUAUUCAACUCUGGAACACCAAGACCCCAACUUAGCAGCUGUUUCCUUAUAUGCAUGAAGGAUGAUAGUAUAGAAGGCAUAUAUGAUACCUUAAAAGAGUGUGCUGUUAUUAGCAAAUCGGCUGGCGGCAUUGGUGUUUCCAUCCACAAUAUUCGCGCUAUGGGCAGUUAUAUUCGUGGAACAAAUGGCACCUCUAAUGGGAUUGUGCCUAUGCUGCGGGUUUUCAAUGAUACUGCUCGAUAUGUUGAUCAAGGAGGAGGCAAGAGGAAAGGUGCAUUUGCUGUAUACUUGGAGCCAUGGCAUGCAGAUGUAUUUGAGUUUUUGGAUCUUAGAAAGAACCAUGGAAAGGAGGAGCAUCGAGCUCGAGAUCUUUUUUAUGCUCUUUGGGUACCUGAUCUGUUCAUGGAAAGAGUCCAAAGUAAUGGAGAAUGGUCAUUGUUUUGUCCGAAUGAAGCCCCAGGUUUGGCUGAUUGCUGGGGUGAAGAAUUUGAGAAACUAUACGUUAGAUAUGAACAACAGGGAAAGGCCAAGAAGGUUGUCAAGGCACAGAAUCUUUGGUUUGAAAUCUUAAAAUCUCAGAUUGAGACUGGAACCCCUUACAUGCUAUUUAAGGAUACCUGUAACAGGAAAAGCAACCAGCAGAACCUUGGAACCAUUAAAUCCUCUAAUUUAUGUACAGAGAUUAUUGAAUAUACAAGCCCAACAGAGACGGCUGUGUGUAAUCUUUCUUCAAUUGCUCUACCUCGUUUUGUCAGAGAGAAGGGUGUUCCAAUGGAAUCUCACCCAUGUAAGCUUGUUGGCAGUAGAAGUUUCAAAAAUCGAUACUUCGAUUUUGACAAAUUAGCUGAGAUAACUGGUCUAGUGACAACAAAUCUGAACAAGAUAAUUGAUGUUAAUUACUAUCCCGUUGAGACUGCCAAAAGGUCUAAUCUUAGACACAGACCUAUUGGUAUUGGAGUUCAAGGUCUUGCGGAUACUUUCAUUCUAUUGGGCAUGCCAUUUGAUUCACCCGAGGCUCAACAAUUGAACAAAGAUAUAUUUGAGGCCAUAUACUACAAUGCUCUUAAAGCUUCUUGUGAGAUUGCUGCGGUGGAAGGCCCCUAUGAAACGUAUGCUGGCAGCCCUGUUAGUAAGGGAGUUCUUCAGCCUGACAUGUGGGGCGUAACUCCUUCAAAGCGAUGGGAUUGGGAUGCUCUCAGAGAACAAAUAUCAAAACAUGGGGUUAGAAAUUCACUUCUUGUGGCCCCAAUGCCAACUGCUUCUACCAGCCAGAUUCUUGGAAACAACGAGUGCUUUGAACCAUACACUUCUAACAUCUACAGCCGCAGAGUUCUAAGUGGUGAAUUUGUUGUUGUGAACAAGCAUCUCCUGCAUGACUUAACGGAGAUGGGUUUGUGGUCUCCUGCACUGAAGAACAAGAUCAUCUAUGAGAAUGGCUCUGUUCAAAAGAUUCAAGAAAUCCCUGAUGAUCUUAGAGCUAUUUACAAAACUGUCUGGGAGAUCAAGCAAAAGACAUUGGUUGACAUGGCUGUCGAUCGAGGAUGCUACAUCGACCAAAGUCAGAGUCUCAACAUUCACAUAGACCAACCAAAUUUUGGAAAACUCACUUCCUUGCACUUCUAUGCUUGGUCAAAGGGAUUGAAAACAGGAAUGUAUUAUCUACGAACACGAGCUGCAGCCGAUGCCAUCAAAUUUACGGUCGAUACAUCAAUGCUAAAGGAGGAAAAAGGUAAGGAGGAAGAUGAGAGUACAAAAAUGGCACAGAUGGUUUGUUCUCUAACAAAUCGUGAGGAGUGCAUGGCCUGUGGAAGUUAGACAUGGAUUUGAAGCUCCUGCUCGGAAAAGGAAUGAUUCAACUUCCUUAUUUUAACUGAAAAUGAAAUGUUUGGGUAGCUAAUAGUAUAAAUGUAAAAUCUCUGUACAGUUUUUUUUCAAUAAUCAUAAUUAUUUGUUGGGUAUUAA
Molecule: messenger RNA, 2794 nt
Organism: Cucurbita moschata (crookneck pumpkin)
Lineage: Eukaryota; Viridiplantae; Streptophyta; Magnoliopsida; Cucurbitales; Cucurbitaceae
Product: ribonucleoside-diphosphate reductase large subunit
Exons: 16
Coding region: 221-2647 (808 amino acids)
Biological process (GO): deoxyribonucleotide biosynthetic process; DNA replication
Cellular component (GO): ribonucleoside-diphosphate reductase complex
Molecular function (GO): ATP binding; ribonucleoside-diphosphate reductase activity, thioredoxin disulfide as acceptor
Source: RefSeq, a predicted model, not a curated record